AAGAUUCUCAAAAAUAUAUUAUAGAAUCUAAAGAAUUUCCAAGUGCUGCUACCAAUAAUUAUUUACAGGAUGUAUCUCUUAUGACAACUAAUGAGAUACCUCAUAUUAAUAAUCUGGAUAUUGAAGAUGAGAUGGUGCAAUAUAUUAGAAAAGCUGGAUAUAGAUGA
Racocetra persica is the source of this 167-nucleotide messenger RNA. NCBI's taxonomy places the organism in Eukaryota, Fungi, Glomeromycota, Glomeromycetes, Diversisporales, Gigasporaceae. The record is from the annotation of a GenBank genome assembly.